Messenger RNA from Penicillium riverlandense, 1818 nucleotides. Its product is annotated as glycerol kinase. The record is from RefSeq and is a predicted model, not a curated record. Gene Ontology annotation, biological process: glycerol-3-phosphate biosynthetic process; glycerol metabolic process; triglyceride metabolic process. The transcript has 5 exons. Gene Ontology annotation, cellular component: mitochondrion. Gene Ontology annotation, molecular function: glycerol kinase activity. Lineage: Eukaryota; Fungi; Ascomycota; Eurotiomycetes; Eurotiales; Aspergillaceae. The coding region runs from base 1 to 1818 and encodes 605 amino acids.
AUGCAGCCCUCAGAGAUCUUCGUGGGCUCCAUCGACCAGGGCACCACCAGCACUCGUUUCCUCAUCUUCAACCAUGAUGGGGAGCCUGUGGCCUCACAUCAAGUCGAGUUCACCCAGAUAUACCCAAACCCGGGCUGGCAUGAACACGACCCUCUAGAGCUAGUCUCCUCAGUCGAGACCUGCAUCGAAGAAGCCGUAAAGGAGUUCGAGUCCAAGGGCUAUUUCCGCAGCAGCAUCAAAUGCGUCGGCAUCACCAACCAGCGCGAGACAACGGCAAUAGUAACCGAGCUCAAAAAAAGGCCGGGUGCAGAUAAACUACAAAAUACCUGCGGCCUGCCGCUCUCGACCUAUUCAUCUGCUACAAAGUUGCUAUGGAUGCUGGAACAUGUUCCCGGGGUCAAGGAGGCGUUUGAUGGCGGCACGCUGGCUUUCGGCACAGUGGAUGCGUGGCUUGUAUACCGCUUAAAUGGCGGCGUGACCGCUAAUGUGUUUGUAUCCGACUCGACAAACGCCUCGCGCACGAUGUUCGCCAACCUAGAGUCGCUUCAGUACGAUGAUACCCUCUUGGACUUCUUUGGAAUCAAAGGCAAAGUCCACCUCCCUCAGAUCGUUCCCUCGUCAGAUCCCACAGCAUACGGUGCAAUUGCCUCUGGUGCCUUGGCGAAGGUGCCCAUCAUGGGCUGUCUCGGCGAUCAGUCCUCUGCGCUGGUCGGACAAAAGGGGUUUUCGCCUGGUAUGGCCAAAAACACUUACGGUACGGGAUGCUUCUUACUGUACAACGUUGGUGACAAGCCCGUGAUUUCCAAGCACGGUCUCUUGGCUACUGUUGCAUACAACUUCGGUGGGAAACCCGUCUAUGCGCUUGAGGGCAGCAUCGCCGUAGGGGGGUCGGGGAUCAAGUUCUUACAAAAGAAUAUGGAUUUCAUUCAAGACUCUAAGGAGGUGAAUGAUCUCGCUCUCUCGGUUGAGGACAACGGCGGCUGCGUAUUCGUAACUGCCUUUAGUGGGCUCUUUGCGCCGUAUUGGAUUGACGACGCAAAAGGCACAAUAUUUGGCAUCACACAAUACACUCAAAAAGGGCAUAUUGCACGUGCAACACUGGAAGCAACCUGCUUUCAGACCAAAGCAAUUCUCGACGCAAUGGAGAAAGACAGCGGCAAAGCGCUCUCUGAGCUAGCCGUGGACGGAGGCAUGAGUAACUCCGACCUGACAAUGCAGACGCAAGCAAACUUAAUCUCCAUCCCCGUCUACCGACCCAAGAUGCGUGAGACUACAGCUCUCGGCGCCGCCAUCGCUGCCGGUCUAGCGGUCGGUAUGUGGCGCAACUUCGCCGAGCUGCGCGACAUCAAUCGCGCCGGGGGAGCAGUCUUCGAGCCCCAGAUUACGCGUGAAGAGAGUGCACAGAUGUUCGGUGAAUGGGAAAAAGCCGUACGGAUGAGCAAGGGCUGGAUUCAAAGUGGUCCAUCUCAGGAUAACACAGGGAAGGCAUCGUCGUCUCAGGAUGCCAAGGCGUAUGGUACACCUGGAACGGUCACACCUGCUGAGAACCGCAAUCCACCUCCUACCACUACUGUUACUCAGCCGGAGCAUUCUCUCAUCUCGGACAUGGUGAGGAAUCCCAGCGCCAUUACGGCUGUUAAGGCGACGACGCUGGCGCCGAAUGGGGAGACGGAGUUCCCGCCUGCAAGAACGCCACUAAUUAGUAUCUCCUCUGAUUUAGAUGGGGCUGAUGAGGAAGAAUUGUUCCUGGAGCUGCGGAAGGUGGAGAUUCUGCAGAGGCUAAAGAAGUUGCGGAAGCUGAAACUGAGCUACUACUGA